Messenger RNA from Loa loa (African eye worm), 1383 nucleotides. RefSeq lists its product as hypothetical. The transcript is spliced from 12 exons. NCBI's taxonomy places the organism in Eukaryota, Metazoa, Nematoda, Chromadorea, Rhabditida, Onchocercidae. The record is from RefSeq and is a predicted model, not a curated record. Bases 1 to 1383 code for a protein of 460 amino acids.
AUGACUUCAUUCACCGUCCAACUUGACCUGAUCCUCAUCUUAACUUUGGCCACCCAACCUUUUCCAAUGUCAGCUAACGAACCUAGUAUCAACAUCCAACUUAGUCAACGUGUACUAACGAGGACUCAGGGAUCAUCAGACCGGUCUAUCAUACCACAACCAAGGGAGCAGCUUGCAACUUCGAUUCUCACUAGGAUUAGACUACAGAAUAUCGUUGGAGAGAAGUGUAACAGAUAUAGGCGUACAAACGGUGUGAUGAUGCGUUCCAAUAAAGGAAUCUAUCCAACAACAACGAAAUCUACACGGGUGCAAGUGAAACCUACUGCAAAUUCAGGUGUUGAUGAGGACAGGGAGAGAGUGGAGGCUGCUAUCUUUUUCUUACGUUGCCAGGAAUGGAUGACAAGGAAAUAUAUCGAAGAGAUACGCAUACUGUACCUUAAUCCAUUGGAUGAACUGUGUAACGGGAUGAAACGCACAGUUGAAUCCGUAAGUAAAUCGAUGGAACCUUCAAGCGGUAGUUCAGCGCAAGGAGCGAUUGCCACAAAUAAAAGAAAUGGUGCUGAGGAAAAUCGCGUGGUUAGCAUGGAUAAAGUUGCCGAGAAAUUGCAGCAAGCAUUAAAAGCACUGCAACGAGAUGAUGGGGAAAUAAUACAAGGUUAUCGGUCAGUGACUCGUGAAAAAACGGUCUCAUUAGCUGACUGUUGCGCGUUGUAUCGGUUGAAGACAAUUCUGAAGGCAAUGCAGAAACUAUUGGAUAUACAAACAAGCUUGGAUAAAUGGUUCGAAAAUAAUAAGGAUGAUAUGACUACACAUAAGGGAUUAUUGAAAAAUUUAUUAACUAAUGCUCUCACAAAUUUUGAAAUGGCAUAUAUAAUCACCGAAUUAUUUGAUAUUCAACAAGUGCCGCUAAAAGAAAUUCAGAAAACUAAACCGAAAUAUUGCAAAUAUAUUCGAUCAGACAUUGGUACAAGGGACAUUGCGACCAUCAACAAACCACUAAACAAAGGAGUUACCACGAAAGACUACAUAAAAAAACUUGAGGGGCAGAUCAGUCAUUUUAGGACAGUAGUGUAUGAAAUAGCAAAGAAUCUCGAGAUUAUUAUUGAAACAAUUAUUGCGAAUGUUCGAGACCAUCAUUUGGAAGUGAACAUAAAACAGAUAGCAAUAAUUAUCGAUAAUUUGCCGCCCAGGUAUCGCUUUCCAGAAACGAUUCAUCUUUCGCCUUUCGCAAAAAAAUUAUUGGUAAAUGCACCUCCGAGUCCGGAUAAUGGAGGAGAUGUAUUUGGCAGUUCUUUGGACAAUUUGCUCAGUGGUAGCAGUAAUUCGAAACUAUCAACUCAGCCAUCACAAACAUCGAAAUCACACUCUUCGAACCAGAUAUGA